Messenger RNA from Aphanomyces astaci, 1371 nucleotides. RefSeq lists its product as hypothetical. Lineage: Eukaryota; Oomycota; Saprolegniomycetes; Saprolegniales; Verrucalvaceae. The record is from RefSeq and is a predicted model, not a curated record. Gene Ontology annotation, cellular component: membrane; endoplasmic reticulum. The coding region runs from base 1 to 1371 and encodes 456 amino acids. The transcript is spliced from 2 exons. Gene Ontology annotation, molecular function: long-chain fatty acid-CoA ligase activity.
AUGGCAAGCUCGGGCGUGGGUUCAAUAGCCCCUCAAACCGUCGUUGACAUCUUUCGCAGCACCGUCGAGCGCGUCCCAGACAGCCCCGUGUACUACACAAAGGCUAUUGGCAGCUCUGACUACACAUUUAAGACGUGGGCGCAAUACUACGCCGACUGCCGCAAGUUUGCGAAAUCUCUGAUCGCCCUCGGCCUCGCACCUUUCCAUGUGAUCAACAUCAUCGGGUUCAACUCGAUCGAAUGGGUCACUGCCUGCAUCGGCGCUAUCCUCGGAGGCUGCAUCCCCGCCGGGGUGUACACCACGAGCAACCCCGAAGCGUGCCACUUUAUUGCCGAGCACUCAGAAGCACAUGUGGUUCUCUGCGACGGCGUGGCCCAGCUCGAGAAGUACGUAGCCAUUGCGCACAAACUACCGGUUUUGAAGGCUCUCGUCGUGUACAACGACGUUGUGCCCAGCGACCUCAACUGUCCCGUGCCCGUGUUAACGUUUGCCGACUUUUUGAGUGUUGGUCGCGAAGUCACAGAUGCAGUUUUGGAGGCUCGGAUGAGCGCCCAGAAGCCCGGCAACUGCUGCACCCUCAUCUACACGAGUGGGACCACGGGCCACCCAAAGGCGGUGAUGCUGUCGCACGACAACUUGACGUGGACGGUCGAAGCCACAGUUCAGCAAUAUGAACAAUCGGGCCUGGUCUUGAACGAACAUAGCAACACAGUGUCGUAUUUGCCCUUGUCGCAUGUCGCUGCGCAGCUAUUCGACAUCUAUUUGCCCAUUACGCGAGGCUUGGCCAUCUACUUUGCCCAGCCGGAUGCCCUCAAGGGCAGUUUGGGCACCACGUUAAAGGAAGCGCGGCCGACGUUGUUCUUUGCCGUCCCCCGACUGGACGAAGACAACUUUUGCUCCAUCACGGGUCGCAUCAAGGAGCUGAUCAUCACCGCAGGCGGGGAAAAUAUCCCCCCCGUGCUGCUGGAAGACGCGAUCAAGGAAGAGAUCCCAUUGCUGUCGAACGCCAUGGCCAUCGGCGACCGGCGCAAGUUCCUCACGGCUGUGUUCACGCUCAAGGUGGUGGUAGAUGCCGACGGCAACCCGAGCGACCAGCUGGACAGCACGGCGCUCGCCAUUCUGACCGGCCUCGGAUCCACGGCGACCACCGUGGGAGAGGCCAAGACCUGCCACAAGGUCAAGGCCUACGUGGAGACGAAGUUGAAAAAAGCCAACGGCCGCGCGGCGUCCCGGGCGCAGCACAUUCAAAAGUAUAUCAUUCUGGACAAGGACUUUAGCAUUGGCGGCGACGAACUCACGGCCACGCUCAAGUUGAAACGACGGGUGGUCAUGGCCAAAUACGAACAUGCUAUCGAGGCCAUGUAUGCAUGA